GAUCAGAGAAGGCCUGAGAGAGGCAAGGAAACAUAGAGUUGGUUUGAAUGGUGGAAGCGGCGGGGCCUCUCCGGAGAAGAGGCGGCACCAUGGAGGAGGUGCAGAUGGAGGAGGCAUUCAUCUUCUCUGAAACCAUCAAGGAUCUCAAGGCUCUGCGGCCGCAGCUGUAUUCCGCAGCAGAGUAUUUCGAGCUGGCCUACACACAGGAAGGCCGAAAGCAGGCGGUGAUGAGUAACCUCAAGGAAUACGCUGUGAAGGCCCUGGUCAACACUGUAGAUCACCUAGGGUCCGUAUCCUUCAAAGUCUCCAGCCUUGUCGAUCAAAGGUUCGACGAGGUGGCCGAAGCCAACCUGCGGGUCUCCUGCAUCCAGCAGAGAGCUCAGGCGAUCCACGCAUGCGUGAACAGAGAAGGCCUGACGCAGCAAUCCUUGUCGAUCGCCGCUCCAAAGUAUCACAAGAGGUACAUCUUACCAGGAGAUGGUUCAGUUCCCAAUGCCGUGCCGAACUUCAGCGAGAUGAAUAAGGUCAAGAGCAGGACCGCGCAGAUGCAUCAGGCCUUCCGUGCAGCAGCAUCUGCAGCUCAAACAAAAAACAAAGACAAGCAAGCUUCAUUCCGCAAGCUCCGGUCGAUUGCCCGUGCACCUUCUCAGAGCGCACGUUCAUCCUCUCCAGCACAGCAUCCGCGCUUCGUGCCGCCUUCUGAUACUGCAAUACCCACCAAAAGAGAUAAAAGAUCGGAUUCACCAAUUUAUUUGACAACUCCACUCACAAGGUCUGGGUCACUCUCAAAGAAGUCAUCCUUGCUCAAGACAUCAAGUGUCAGGGUCCAGAUGCAGACAACUUCAGAUCCCAAGAGAUUGGCACCGCUGCGGUCAUACACUGACAGGUACAAUGAUGAUUCCAUGGAAAGCGAGCAGACUCUGAAGAAGGGCAAGAAGUUCCUCAAGUCUCUGCUCAGUAGGCGCAAGUCUGGAAAAGAAGAACCACUGCAGGAUAGUGUUCCUUAGGCUGUAAAGGAUGAAAUUUUUCAUAGGAGUGUCCAUUACUAUCCUCAGUACUCUGUACUCAGUUAACUUUGUCCGAUUCCUCUUAAUAGUAAUUAUUCUUUAUGUUUUUUCACCAUUUGAAAGACGGUGCUUAAGGUGAGCCCUGGCACUGGAAAUGACUUGAAUUAUUAUUAUUUUGCUCGA
This is a messenger RNA of Triticum dicoccoides, 1190 nucleotides long. RefSeq names its product putative protein ABIL2. Bases 48 to 1007 code for a protein of 319 amino acids. The transcript is spliced from 9 exons. Lineage: Eukaryota; Viridiplantae; Streptophyta; Magnoliopsida; Poales; Poaceae. The record is from RefSeq and is a predicted model, not a curated record.